CGUACCUGCGUAUACGCUUUCUGACCACAAUGCUUUUGUGAUAUGCACAAAAGGCGGCCGCGUGUUUGUCUGCUUUGCAUACUUUGGCGGGUUUGGGAAAGUUUACCCUCUCCCCCGCCGGAAUCUGGUUGCACGGAACAAUGAGAGCUUCCGUCGUCGGCCCGGUGUUUGCUUUGGAGAUAAGGAGGCCGCGGAUCAGACGUCCGUCAUCGCACGAUCGACAAGAAUGUGUCCACAGCGGAGAUUGGAGACCUGAUAGAAUUUGUCCACCCGUGGUUGGGGGUGUCGCUCUGGGGAGUUUACAUGGGACAAGGUCAUGUGAUUCAUUUUGGAGUGGGAGACGAGAACAUGACUCAGAAAGCGUGCCGCAGCCUCGUCCAGCAAAUGCUGCCCAGGUGGAAAGGCGUUCUGAAGAAGACCGCCGUCACCUCUCAGCCCAUCUCCGACAUCAGAGUGCCCGCGGGGACCCGCGUCAGGGUCAACAACGACAAGCACCGCCUGGUUCCGUCCAUCACGGAGCAGAUGAUGCACCGCUGUCACACGUUCCUGCACCAGCAGUUCAAAUACGACCUGAUUAACUUCAACAGCGAGCAUUUCGCCACGUUUGUCCGCUACGGGCGAGCCGUGUGCACGCAGAUUCCUUUUCAGAAACUGAAUGGCGACCACUUUGACACGACCGAAACUCUUGAACUGAUAAUGCGCCAGCGAAUGGAGACAGAAACCUAAGCCUGCUAACGUCUGCUUAUUUCUCAUCCUAAUAAGCGCCACGAAAACCCCGUACUCCGCGAGAGCGCUUCGAGUAUGCGCUCGCGGUAAAGGACAUACUUUGUCGGUCCUCCAAAAUCCCAAUAAAGGCGGACAAAACUUUGCGACAAAGCGGCUCGGGAAACUUUGUGUGUCGUCUGGUUUAUUAAGACUUGUGGAAUGUCGAUAAGAACAUCUCUAUACAGUGGAAGGGCGGAGGAGGCCCUUGCGCAGACAGUGACCUUCUGCUAUUCUCCUCCUUGAUAAUGACCC
This is a messenger RNA of Syngnathoides biaculeatus (alligator pipefish), 1017 nucleotides long. Its product is annotated as phospholipase A and acyltransferase 1-like. Gene Ontology annotation, biological process: N-acylphosphatidylethanolamine metabolic process. Lineage: Eukaryota; Metazoa; Chordata; Actinopteri; Syngnathiformes; Syngnathidae. The transcript has 4 exons. Gene Ontology annotation, molecular function: A2-type glycerophospholipase activity; glycerophospholipid phospholipase A1 activity. The record is from RefSeq and is a predicted model, not a curated record. The coding region runs from base 304 to 726 and encodes 140 amino acids. Gene Ontology annotation, cellular component: cytoplasm.